AUGGAUAAGGAUAAUGUAAUUGUUCUUUUGGCAGUGAUUUCAAUAUGGUUUCAUAUUUUCGGUAAGUGCAUCUUCAAUGUGAAUGUAAGAGACAGUCUAUGAUAAGAUAAUGUUAACUUAGUCUAUAACAGUGUUUCCGUAAAUUUAUAAUACACGAGCCAUACGCUUAGCAAAAGUUCGUUCGUGAUUUAUAAUUUUUUGUAAUGCAAUUCGGCCAUUUGUAACCGAUUCCAUAAACGAAUAUAGUUCCAGUGUCCAGUGAAUAUAUAUAUCUGUCAUAUGCGAACGACUUUUGUCAUUCGUGCAUGACCGUAAGUCAAAUACAAUUUGAUCAUCCUGUCUCGCAUGGCAUCGGUUAUGAAUGGAAUCUUGCUAUAGCAAAUUCUUAUAGGAACACAGCUCAUAUGAGUAGGAACACAGCUCAUAUAUGAGUAGCAUCCGUCAGCCUUGUGCUUUCUUCCUAUGAUUUAUUCUUUGCAGCACAUGCGUAGUAGAGAGAGAGAUUUAUGUAUCCAUUUUCUCCGCAUUCGCGUAGCGGAAACGGAAAGCAUUCAUUAUGGAGUUUAAGCUUCACGUUAGCGGGAACGCGGCAAACGGCAAGACCGACUUUUCUUGCCAUAAUUUUCGUUCGAUUUCUGCGUGUCACAUUUUCUUUCAUAUGACACAGGAAUAGUCAAGUCUUUUUCGACACUACCCUAUUAUCGCAUUAAUUGCACUCGUGCAAUGCGACUUUGAUCACUGUGCUUUGAUAUUUCAUAUCUUCGGUUCAUUGAAUGCUAUUUUCACUGUGCUUUGAUAUUUCAUAUCUUCGGUUCAUUAAAUGCUAUUACAUAGGCUAUGAAGACAAAAAUACCACUAUGUCAUUUGGCCAAGCGGUGAGUAUAAAUAAAGCAAUGAAUAUAAACUCUACUUUUCAAUUCAAAAAAGUUUGAAAGAUGCAAAGUUUGAGCAAUGUUUAUGGGUCCCCCUUUGUUAUGAGCAUAGCUGAUGCGCAGAACGGAGUGGAAAUCAUCUUUAAACUCUCGAGGAUCAAACAUGAUCAGGGUAAUUUGUAUAUCAAACUUUAAUGAUCUUUAAUCUUUAAUCUGAUACUCCUAAAUUGGCUUACACUAUACUAGGAGAAAUAUAGGCUAUACUAUGAUCUGAAGUCAUGCAUCAAGAUUUUGGGCAUAACUUAUAAGUUAAAAACUUAUCAUGGAAAACCUACUCCUUUGUAACCGACUAUAAAAUAUAUAUUCCUGGAAGUAACAUAUAUGGUCCAGUUGUUUUCCCUAUGUUGCAAAUCAAAAUUAUACAUGCAUUUUGUGUAGGGCUUCAUAUACGAAUAUAUCGCUCGAUGACGCUCCUUCAUUUCGGUGUUGUUGAGCACUCUGUGGAGUUGUUAAUAUGUGUCUAAAAAUUGCAUACAAGCUUUCGCUCGAAACUCAUCUACAAAAACGCAACAACUGUUAGUUCUAUCGAGCGAGGCCCAAAAUCUUGAUACAUGACUUCAGAUCAUAGUAUAGUUCUCCUAGUAUAGUGUAAGCCGAUUUAGGAGUAUCGGAUUAAAGAUUAAAGAUCAUCAAAGUUCGAUGUACAAAUUACCCUGAUCAUGUAUGAUCCUCCAGAGAAAGAUGAUUUCCACUCCGUUCUGCGCAUCAGUUCUGCUCAUAACAAUAACUUCCAUGUAAAGUAGUUAAAAUGCACGACCGAGAUAAGCCUUGGAUAACACCUUCAUACAAGGAACUUAUUAAAAACAGACAGAAGGCAUUUUUUCAGAAAAAUGACAAAUUGUACCGGCGACUACGUAAUCGUGCCAAUCGAGAAAGUAAGUACCUUAAAUCCGCAUUCUUAGAACAUAAAUUGAAACAAUUGAAACGUAACCCUGAUCCUAAGAAAUGGUGGGACACCGUAAAACAAAUAGCUGGCUACCCUAAGAAGAAAUCUUUUUCAAGUAUUGUCCUAGGAGAGCAAGUCGUCUCUGGAAAGCAACUUGCUGAAAAAAUUAACGAGGCUUUCGUAUCCGUUACUCGAGAUAUUCCCCCCCUUAGUCCUAUCCCUUUCCCCGAUAGCCAAUUACAAAGCGAUUGUACUACAAUUCCAACCGAGUACAUUAUUAGGGAAGAAGACAUUUAUUAUAAAUUAUCUUCAAUAUCAUCCUCGAAAGCGGCUGGUCCAGAUGAAAUACCGAAUUGGGUCCUAAAAGAUUAUGCGCCCCUGCUGUCUUCCCCUGUUACUUCAAUCUUCAACGCCUCCCUUCAACAGGCGUCUGUUCCCGGGGUAUGGAAAAAAGCCGACGUCAUCCCUGUACCUAAAAAUAAGGUGCUGAGGGACAUUACUAAAUAAAGACUUGCGUCCCAUCUCGCUUACUGCCACUUUGUCAAAAACGUGUGAACGUUUUGUCGCAGACUGGCUGAUGGAGUUGAUUGGUGAGAAGAUCGAUAAACGGCAAUUUGGAUCUCUAAAAAACUCUUCAACAACACAUGCAUUAUUGAGCCUUCUCCAUCACUUAUUAAACGAAACUGAUGUGCCGAAAAACGCUGUGAGAAUUUUUUUAUUAGACUUCUCCAAAGCUUUUGAUCAUAUCGAUCAUAACAUCCUCCUCAGUAAAUUAUCUGAUAUGGACGUUCCAUCAUUAAUAACAAACUGAAUAAGAAGUUUUCUUACUCAACGAAGCCAACGGGUCAGAAUGCCCCAUUGUGUGUCAGAAUGGCAAAUCCUCAACGGUGGAGUACCCCAGGGAACUGUUUUAGGCCCAAUCCUCUUCCUAAUCAUGAUAAACGAUCUCCUCGCUGAUUGGAAAGACCGAUGGAAAUACGUUGACGACACCACCACUACCGAAACCAUUGGCCCAGAUUGUAACAGCAACCUUCAAGAACUGGUUAAUUACAUCAAUAAUUGGACUACGAGUAAUAAUAUGAAAUUAAACAUUGGAAAAUGCAAAGAACUGGUUAUUGAUUUUGCAAAAAAGAAGCAUUGCUUUCCCCCUUUAACAGUCGAUAAAGUUAAUAUUGAACGAGAGAAAUCUGCCCGUAUCCUUGGCCUCACAGUCCAAGAUAACAUGAAGUGGAAUGAACAUAUAAAUAACAUAGUUAAAAAAGCUAGCAAGAGGCUCUAUAUGCUAAGACUGCUAAAAAGGUCCAACGUGUGUAUUGACACGUUAAUUACUGUAUAUACUACCAUUAUUAGGCCUGUUUUAGAGUACGCAUGCCAGGUCUGGCAUUACAAUAUCCAACAAUAUUUAUGUGACGAUAUUGAAAAAAUACAAAAACGCGCGUUGAGAAUAAUCCUCCCAUCGCAAAAGUACGACGAAGCGCUGAUCACGACUAACAUCACGUCACUGAGAGAUCGACGAGAAAAAUUAUGCGAACAUUUCUUUGAGAAGAAUAUUGACAAUGAAAAUCUCAAAGAUCUUUUACCACAAACAGGUUUAUCUGGAUAUGAUCUAAGACCGAUAUGUAAAUAUCAUAAUUAUGUUUGCAGAACCGAACGUUUUAAGAAUUCGUUUUUACCUCAAAGUAUAUUAAAGAUUAACAGUAAAUAAGUUUUUAGAAAUGUAAAUAAUCUUAAAUAUGUAAUUAUUAUGUAAUUUUAACUUAUCCUCUUAAUUUAUGUAAUACUGGUGUAAUUUAACCUUUUUGGGUUACAAAGUCAGUAGUCAUUAAAUCAAUUCAAUUCAAUUCAAUUCAACAAAGGGGGACCCCCAGAUAUAAACAUUGCUCAAACUUUGCAUUUUUCAAACUUUUUUUUUGAAUUGAAAAGUAGAGUUUAUAUUCAUUUACAAGCAUAACGAACCAGAAAAGUGUUAGAUAUUCAGUUAGUAUAUUAUAUUCUCUAUGAUCAUAUUUUACAAAUAUAGCAGUUCAAAACGUAAACAAAGUUCGCGCAUGCGCACAGGAGUGGACAUCAUCUUUAAAGUUCAACCUCAUAAUUAGGGCUUUUACUAGUGCAGAUAGUUGGACAUAUAGAUGAUUGCAUGUCAAAUGCUUAAGUAAAGUUCAUAUAUUUUCCAAAAUUUCUUAGCAAGGAUAGCAGGCCACACAGUGCUGGAAGAGUACAACUGCGGUCAGGCUGAUAUCCAAUAUAAUGUUACCCUAAAAGGAGGCACAAUGGCGGGCUCGUUCAGAAACCACGGUCCCACUAAGAACAUCCAGGAAUGUAUCCACAAUUGCUGUAUGGCUAAAAAAUGUGAUGUCGCCAUGAUGGUUGGCAACCGUUGCUAUGGAGUUCGUUGUUAUAAUUCUACUAUGUGUGAAACUGUACCGGCUGAAGGCAAGGCUAUCGAACAGGAUAUGCAGAUUGCGCAUGUCUCGCCGAAAGAAAGUGUGAAUAUUGGUAAGAAGUAGCCUGUGUGUCAGGCUUUAUGCUUGAAAUAGAGCCUGCUACUGAAGUCAAUAAAAAGUGGACAGUGAUUUGGAUGUACAAAAAUAACAACCAAUCAAAACGGCGAUUGUUAAUUAAUUAGAUUAUCAAAGCUAGUUUAAAAUAUGACAAUAAUGGCCAAUUUUUCCGCCAAUAUCUCGAAAAAAUAUUCCAAUUAGGGCCUAUAAUUAAACAGCUAGGAAUUACAUACUAAAUAAUAAUAAUGUUUAUUGGCCGUGUUUAUAGACAGCAAAAGCAAGUGCGGAAUAACGUAUUACAAGUACGGAAUAUCAUAUUACCUAUACAACAACUUGAUAUUAACUUACAGUAAAAGGCGAGGCUAUUUAUUUCUGACAAAUGGGAAUUUUGCGUACUAUUCGUACGCAUAAAUACACUUUUUAUUGACUUCAGUAGCAGGCUCUACUUCAAGCAUAGAGCCUGACACGCAGAGGCGGACACGCAAUGGCGGAAAUUGACAUCCAGUGCCACUCCUUUGCAGUAGUAUAUUAACACGAGGCUGAAAGUACAAACUAUAUUUCGUGUUUUGACUUGGAUUUAAACCGGUGACCUGCGUAGAUAUUGGACAACGUCAAUUCCCGCCAUCUUCAGUGGCGCCGUGGCCGGGGGGGCCAUGGCCCCCCCUAUUGUUGAGACCCGUCGGAAAAUUGUCAAUGUUGUCGGAAAUUGUCGGAAAAUUGUCAAUGUUGUCGGAAAUUGUCAAAGUUGUCGAGAGGGGUGAAGAUUUAAAAUGUUGUCGUCCGGAAAAAUUUUUGGUUUGUCGGAAAAAUUUUUCGGUUUGUCGGAAAAGUACUGCCCUUGGCGCCCCCAAAAACAUGGGUCCCACGGCGCCACUGGCCAUCUUAUACCUUCACCUUUCCUAAUUUGCCUAAAAGAUUUAAUCUUGCUAACACUGUAACUGUGACAAUUUCGAUAUGGUGCUCAGUGUACACGCUAGGCAACAAAAUUUCUCUUCUUCCUUCCCCUCAUAGGCAACUUCCAUGUUGAAACUUCAUAUAAUUAAAGCCCUCGUACAACAGCUUCGAUAUUGCAAAAUAUACACGAGGAUACAAUAUGUCAUUUCCCACUCUACAGAUACGCUCGACCCAAAGGAUAAAGAAAAGUUCGACCUGGAUGCAAAAUGCCCUCACAACGAAGUCAUGUACAACGUCAAAUUACGUGGUGGACUUUUGGCGGGAAAAUUUACAGAUAUCGGCAAAGUCCGAAGUAUCAAAACAUGCAUUAGAUACUGCUGUCAAACACAGAAAAAAUGUGAUUUGGCGUUCCUGCUCAAAGAUAGGUGUUAUUUGGUGAAAUGUUAUAACGAGGAACGAUGUCAAGCAUUGCCUUCGCCUUCGGUUGAUUUUAAUUUCGAACAGAAAAUGGCGUUCGUUGCUCCGUGGCUUUACAAGACUAACAAGAAGUUAGGUAGGGAUGGAUAAUGCGAUAAAGCUUCUUCAAGAAACAGAAAGAAAGAACGGCAGAUGAAGUCUUCAUAUACAGGAAUAAAACCCCAUUCAUGUUUAAUCGGCCGGGGGCAUGGUUCUCCAGAAUUUAUUGAUGAAUAUCUUAUUGAUUAUUUCAGAAGUUCUUUCGAAUGAGCUGGCCUGAAUUUUUAUUGCAAUGACUCCUCUUAAACAAUGAUAAGGCAACAUAAUUUUAUAACUGUAUCUUCUUUGAUAUAUCUUUUUAGUAACAGUUCCAUCUGGUCAAUCACCGCACCACAUUCAGUGCACCCAAAGUAAAGUCUACAACAAUGUCAAAAUUAGUGGCGGCUCCAAAGCGGGCGACUUCACAGAUGUAGGAAAGGUAGGCAGAAUGCACAUCUGCACAAGGCUAUGCUGUGAGGAACCGGUGUGCGAUCUCGCCUAUAUGGUUAGGCAGUCUUGUUUCUUGGUUAAAUGUGCUGACGAGAAGAAGUGCCGUGUUAUCGGAGCUGGAAUAGAGGACAAGAAAAAGAACAAAACUACCGAUACCUCUGUUCAGUAUAUCGUAAAAAGAAAAUAUAACGUCCAGUUUGGAAAAGGUAAGUUUAAUAUUCACUUUAUUGCUCAUCACUGCAAAAAAGUGUGUAUUUGAAAGCUUGUUAGAUAGAUCCACAUUUAACUUCCACUAUCGCUACCAUUAACCAAUCAGAUGCGUUUGAUAUAUCCAAUUAACCAAUCAGAUGCGUUUGAUAUAUUCGAUCAAUCAAUCAGAUGCGUGCUAAGCCAGUGGAAAAUAGCGGUAGCGGAAGUCAAAUCUGAACAUCUCUAUUAACAACGGGAAUACUCUUUCAAUAUUUCGAUAACUUAUAAUGAUUCUAUAUAUCUUCAACUAUAUAUCUAUAUAUACAAAUACCACAUCAGCAACAAUUGUUUUGGAAAAAUUCAACAUGAUUUGAUUUUAAAAUCCAAGGGCAAUUAAGGAUUUUUUGCUAAUGUCCUGAAAAAUUACUACAAAAAUUACACCACAGAAGUAUAGAAUGUGCAUGAAUGUGUCGGGAAAUCGUUUUGUUCAACGUAAUUAAGAUGUUUAUUUAUCUAGAUGGUGUGCCGAUGACGACAAAAGAGAAGAAACAGCAAAUGCGAUGCCGUGUAAAAGGACGGGUGGAAAAGAAUGCGGUUCUUCGCGCGGGCAUGAUCUCAGGGGAUUUGACGCCACAUCCGGGUAUCAAAAGAAUCAAACCCUGCGUCAAGAAAUGUUGUCAGGACGUGAAAUGUGAUGUGGCUGUGAUGCUGGAGGAUAAAUGUUAUACCGUGAGGUGUGUUAAUAAGGAAUAUUGUCAGUCAAGGCCCGCACCGCCCUCAGCGUACUCCAAGAAACCAAAAUUGGCUUUUGUGGAGAGAGAAAAUCUAUACAAAGGUAAGAAAUGGAUUUUCAGUUCAUAUUCACACUAGAGUGAAAAGCUAGACCUUAAUACGGUUCCAAAUAGUCCCUUUUUCAGAAACGGCAAAGCAGUGAGUGACGGAAUGGUCUGGAGAUGGGAUUAUAAAAACAAUCAAAAGGCAAUAUUCCGAUCACUGGAUCGUACCUAGAUCGCACUACUGUAAUGUUAUGACCAACUUGCGCAAAACGUUGUUCUAAUCAAUUUGCUAUUAUCGCUAAUCAUUUUAGAUCCGUACGAAGUUCACCAUCACAUCGAUAACAAGAACAACAUUGAUGAAGAUAUCGAUGACGAUGAUGAUGGGGAUGACGAUGAUGAUCAAGAUAAUGAAGCUCUCAAACAUGCCAAGACGAAUUAGAACAUAUGAAGGUUUAAGAGCAGCAUGUGAUCGGAACUCAGUCACAAAAGAAUGGACCACACUAGAGCUACACUAGAAAUUUUACACCUGCACUAAAUACUUCAAAAAAAGACGAUGACGAGGAUUCCUAUGCCAGAAAAGAAAAAUGAUAGAACAAUUCUUUGCAUUUGACUAGUGGACUUUACUACUGCUUUAGGGAUAGUUUAUAGACUAUUAGUUUGAUUUUAGUUUGAUAUUCAAAGAUGAAACUGCAAGCUUGUGAUAUGAUGCUAUAGAGGAGCAGAAAAAUUCCCUUGUGAUUAUGUACCUACAGUAUUGUGUACUCCCACGAACAGAGCCAGAUUACAACGAUAUCGAUAUUUUAAAGUGCAGAAGUGGAAAUAAAAAAUCUGAGGCAGUCAUGCUUUUCUCUUGUAUAGAAUUAACAAUAGAGUCAUAAUGAUUUCUAUAUAUAGUUAUUACUCAUCUCAAUUUGGCAUCUUUGCCAUGAUCGGAGAAGCAACUAAUGUAAAACUGUAUAAUUCCUCAUCUCUUGGUUCAAAUUUCAUUCAUCAGAGAUUACAUGCGCGAGG
Paramuricea clavata is the source of this 8134-nucleotide messenger RNA. The record is from the annotation of a GenBank genome assembly. NCBI's taxonomy places the organism in Eukaryota, Metazoa, Cnidaria, Anthozoa, Malacalcyonacea, Plexauridae.